Galendromus occidentalis (western predatory mite) is the source of this 1241-nucleotide messenger RNA. Its product is annotated as nuclear distribution protein nudE-like 1. The transcript has a single exon. The record is from RefSeq and is a predicted model, not a curated record. The coding region runs from base 360 to 1187 and encodes 275 amino acids. Gene Ontology annotation, molecular function: microtubule binding. Lineage: Eukaryota; Metazoa; Arthropoda; Arachnida; Mesostigmata; Phytoseiidae. Gene Ontology annotation, biological process: mitotic centrosome separation; cell migration; centrosome localization. Gene Ontology annotation, cellular component: centrosome; kinetochore; kinesin complex.
GAGGAACCGUCCGAUCCGUCGUCCGGCGGAAUUGGCAGGAAUUCGAUGCCUGUCUCUGAUCGGCCACCUCCAUUAGGCAGUCUUCGAUUCUCGGUGCCGGAAACCCGUCGAUCUUCCUUCCGAUAUUGUUUCACCAGUUACGUUCUUAGAGUGAGGGAGGAAGUGUUUCCGAAACCGAACCAUAUCGAGAGACGACUCGGUCAUCUCAGGUGACCAAGUGCGUACUCUCCUUCCGAGUGCCUGAUCGAAACUUUAGUGGUUUUCGUUGUUGACAAAGUUCGUACUCUCCCUGAGUGCCUUAUCGGAUCUGUCGUGGUUUUCAUUGUCGAUGACAGAGUGCCUUGUAGCCUGAGGUAGAAAUGGCAGCUGCACCAAAGUUCGACUCGCUGCAGGAUGAAGUGGUCUGGUACAAACAGAAGUACGACGAGUGUCAGGCGGAAUUGGAAGAGUUCCAGACGAGCUCUAAGGAGCUCGAAUUGGAGCUAGAGACACAGCUGAUGCAACUCGAGAAAGAAAACCGCGAUCUGAAAAGUGUCAAUCAGAAACUCGAGCAGGAACGGGAUGUUUACGCUGAAAAGUUCACCUUAGUCACAACGGAGCUCAAGGAGCAGCUCGAGCAGCUGGACGACGACCUCAAUAAGGAAAGAAGCUUCAACGAGGAGCUCCAGAGGCACGUCCGCGGCCUUGAGCAAAACAACGACGACCUUGAACGAGCGAAACGGGCCUUGGCCGCGUCUUUGGAAGAGUUCGAAUCACGGCUCAACAACGCGAUCGAACGUAACGCGUUCCUAGAGAGUGAACUCGAUGAAAAAGAACAGCUCUCAGCCAUGGUUCAACGACUCAAAGAAGAGACACGGGACCUGAAGCAAGAACUCCACGUACAGAAGAGAACCAUCCCGAAUGGAUCUUCAUCAACAGGUGGCGGUGUCCAAGGAGCGGGCGCCCCGGUCACGCCUGAAAAGAAGAAAACCGUCGGCUCAUCUCCGUCCGGCCGGGCAAACGCACUCGACAUCGUCAAUGAUCUUUUACGCAAAGUCGGCACGUUGAUGAAUGUCGCUCUGACUCCACCACCGACACGUAGGAGAACAAAUUCUAAAAAACUCUUCGAAGCCAACAAUAACGGAGAAUCCAUUCGCGAGGAAGGUACGACGAGUUCGGGCUCUGAGCACCAUAAUCGUCGCAAGUAGAACUUGUUUGGGAUAUGUUGGAAUGAAGAGAUUGAGCCACAACUUUCGUGGUCC